This is a messenger RNA of Geodia barretti, 594 nucleotides long. The record is from the annotation of a GenBank genome assembly. Lineage: Eukaryota; Metazoa; Porifera; Demospongiae; Tetractinellida; Geodiidae.
AUGGAACCAUUUAUCAACCUGAGCGGCGUCGUUGCCCACCUCGACCAGGUCAACGUGGACACCGAUAUGAUUAUCCCCGCCGUAUAUCUCAAGAGCAUCGAGCGCGUCGGUUUCGGCCCGCACCUGUUCGACCGGUAUCGCUACCUGGAAGACGGUUCGGAAAACCCGGAUUUCAUCCUGAAUCAAAGUCCUUUCCGCCAUUCCAAAAUCCUGGUGUCCGGUCCCAACUUCGGCUGUGGCUCAUCGCGUGAGCACGCCCCCUGGGCCCUGGAGGAUUUCGGCAUCCGGUGCGUCAUCGCCCCCAGCUUUGCCGACAUCUUUUACAACAACUGCUUCAAAAACGGCCUCUUGCCGCUGAUCCUGCCUGAAGCAGCGGUGCGGGAGAUUAUCGACAAGUCCAAAAACAGCCCCGGCCUGGAAUUGACGGUCGAUCUCGAAGCGCAACAGGUCCGCGACAACGAUGAAGACAUCGUGGUCGACUUCCAGGUGGACGAGUUCCGCCGCUAUUGCCUGCUCAACGGCCUCGACGACAUUGGCCUGACCCUCCAGCACGAAGACGCUAUCUCCGCGUUCGAAUCCCGCCAGUCGUCGUAA